AUGACCGACUCCCAUGACGGCGAAGGCGAAGCCGUCAAAGGGGACACAUUCCCACCCCCAGCCUCAGGCUCAGGCCCAUCGCCGCCGCGCAGCAACAAACUCACUUUCCCCGAAGAAAUCACCGCCAGAGUGAUCAGCUACAUCGUGAGGGACGGAUUGCGCAUCUCGACCGACGCGCGCUACGACAUCGACGUGGCGACGAUCCACUGUCUCAUGAGGACGAGCGUGUCGGUCAGACGCGAAACCCUGCGCCAGGUGUUCCGCCAGCCGCUGCGCUUCUGGCUCAGCGGCGUCAAGUCGUGCGAUUGCAAGCCACCACUAGAAAGCAUCAGGCACAAGGAGUGUCGCUGCACGCUGCUCCGGGAGAAGAUGGCGUGGAUGCCGCUGAAUAGGUGGCGCAGGGUCGUGGUGCAUUUCGUCCCGGUGUCCGCGUGGGGGUUGGGUGAUGGGGUUGCCACCCUCCGAGGGGAUUCACAACAGACUGAUGAUGAUGAUGAUGAUGAUGAUGAUGAUGAUGAUGAUGAUGAUGAUGAUGAUGGAGGAGGAGCGGGGGAAGAAGAAGGCGGAGGAGGAGGAGGAGAGAAAGAAGCAAGAGAAAAAGAGGUAUUAGCUCGCAGCGAGUUCCUCGACGGCGCGCAACGCGUCAAGCACUACUCCCGAAGUCUAGCGACGACGCUCUACUUUGUGUUCAAACAGUGGGCCAGGCUGGACUGCGACGCCGCGUGUGGCGGAGCCAUCGAGAUGACGCGCCGCCGCUACUACGGUCCGCUCGACUGCUCGUACGACCCCAAACUGCCCGCCCUGCCAUUCGACGUCGACUUUGUGUUCGAACCGGGUCCUGCCACCGCUAGCGGCGACGUCAGCGGCAACAGCGGCGGCGCGAGAGAGGUCGAUCCACCACAAAUUCCCCUGUGGACGAUGAACAUGGUCGAAAGCCUGCUGAUGCCGUGGUGGCGGAUCACGACCAAACGGGCUCCCGCGCGCCAGAUCCAGCUACCCGACUCGAUCGCCGCGGCCUUCACCACGGCGUGGGACCGCCUCAUCGCGGCCGACUUCCCGCACGAACCGGCCGCGGUGGCCGAGCGUCUGCGGCGCGACUUUGCCGACUUUUGGUCCUUCAAGCUCGAACCGGUGCCCCUCUUCGACGCGGACAGCCUGUGGCUUUGCGUCGUCGCCGUCGACGACUCCCGCGACUGGUACCUGGACGAGGCGCCGCUGACGACGACGCCCACGAAUUGGACCAUUUGCGGCGUUCCUGUGCUGCGGAUCGAUGUGGUCGCGGGGUCCGGAUCAGAAGAGGGUGUGGACAAGGGCUCUGCCGGCGACGACGGCGGGUCGUGGACGGGACAGUUCCUGGCUUCUGAUGUCUAA
This is a messenger RNA of Fonsecaea nubica, 1371 nucleotides long. RefSeq lists its product as hypothetical. The record is from RefSeq and is a predicted model, not a curated record. The transcript has a single exon. Bases 1 to 1371 code for a protein of 456 amino acids. NCBI's taxonomy places the organism in Eukaryota, Fungi, Ascomycota, Eurotiomycetes, Chaetothyriales, Herpotrichiellaceae.